This is a messenger RNA of Candoia aspera, 1303 nucleotides long. Its product is annotated as procathepsin L-like. Gene Ontology annotation, cellular component: lysosome. The record is from RefSeq and is a predicted model, not a curated record. NCBI's taxonomy places the organism in Eukaryota, Metazoa, Chordata, Lepidosauria, Squamata, Candoiidae. Gene Ontology annotation, biological process: immune response; positive regulation of apoptotic signaling pathway; positive regulation of peptidase activity. Bases 302 to 1303 code for a protein of 333 amino acids. The transcript is spliced from 7 exons. Gene Ontology annotation, molecular function: cysteine-type endopeptidase activator activity involved in apoptotic process; cysteine-type endopeptidase activity.
CCAAACUGUCCUUGAGGGUUUUUUAAAGCACCCUGGACUUUACAGAGACUCAUUGUCUUUUUUGGAAUUGCCAAAAAAGAAGAUGAAUUUGGUUCAUGUGUGUACUGGCGUCUAUUAUCAAUCUGUUGAUUCGGGGGUUAAAUGCCAUUAUUGAUUAAAAAAAAAAGAAAUCAGAGGGAGGAAAGGAGUGUAGUCGCCCCAGUGUUGAUGGAUACAAUUCCCAGCAUUCUGUCCCUCUUGCCAUGCUUUUUGGGUUGCGCAAAGUUUCAUUGCCCAGUUCUUUUCACUCUUCUAGACAAAGAUGAGGUUCUCCAUCUUGGUGGUGGUCUUGACAUGGCUUAUCUCUCUGAAGUCUUCAUCCACAGCACUGGAUCCAGCCCUGGAGGAUGCCUGGAGAGACUGGAAGGGUACCCACGAAAAAGAAUAUGCCGAGGGGGAAGAGAGUUUCCGGAGGGACAUCUGGGAGAGGAACCUGCGGAUGAUCCAGGAGCAUAACCGGGAGGCCGAUCUGGGGAAACACACUUACUGGCUGGGCAUGAACCACCUUGGUGAUUUGACACAUGAAGAGGUUAACCAGAGGCUGAGCAGCUUCCAACUUGAUGGGGCUGAUCAACUUACUGGCAAUGUGACCUUCUUCCAAGCAUCGGCCAACCUGCAGCUUCCCAAGAAAGUAGACUGGCGCACCAAAGGUUAUGUCACCGCAGUAAAAGACCAGGGUGAUUGUAGGUCUUGCUGGGCCUUCAGUGCCACUGGAGCCCUGGAAGCUUUGCAUUUCAAGGAAACCAGGAAGCUGGUCUCGCUGAGCGAACAAAACCUCGUUGAUUGCUCCAAGAAGCCGAAUAACGGGUGCCGAGGUGGCAGUCCAUGCACAGCCUUUGAGUAUGUGAUGAAUCAAGGCAUCAACUCAGAGGAAGAUUAUCCCUAUGAUGGAAAGGUUGGAAAUUGUCGCUACAACCCCAGGACAUUUACUUCAACGUGUGGCUCAAUAAAACGGAUUGAAAGGAAGGAUGAAAGUAGCCUGGCACAAGCUGUGGCCACAGCUGGCCCAAUUUCUGUAGGUCUGGAUGGUCGUGCUAACCAUUUCCAUUUCUACAAGUCAGGUAUAUUUUCUUGCCCCUGGCAUGGAGUGGUGGUGUUGAAUCAUGCAAUGCUGAUAGUCGGCUACGGCAGACAUAAGAAUACAGAUUUCUGGAUUGUGAAGAACAGCUGGUCUACCAGUUGGGGUGAAGAUGGUUACAUGCGCUUGGAAAAAGGGUCAAAUACAUGUGGCAUAGCAGACUUGGCCUGCUAUCCUAUCAAGUAG